CUCCGCCACCCCCUCGUCCACCACCUGCCCGUCCCACGUCCCGCCCCCCCUCCCCCGUCCCACGGCGGCCGCUCGGCAGCUGCUCCCUGCUCGGGUGUCUCUUUCCUGGCUCGGGCGGCGGCGCUGACUCCUGGUGGCCUGGCGCUGCCUCCAGGUGAUCACAGAGCAGGGGGACAGGAGGGAGAGGGAGAGGAGGGCGCUGGAGGGUGUCAGAGACUGGAGGGAGAGGAGAGCCAGCCAGUCUGUGGUCCCUAACCUGAGAGCCGGACGGAUGCAGAGAGCCUGGGACUGACUCGGUCAGCUGGGCACUAAGAGGGACACGCCUUACCUACCUUCUAGGCCAGAGGCACCUCGCCUGCGUGCUAAGUCAGUGACAGCUAGCCUAGGAGCUGAUCCAAAGGGUACUAGCCUAGGAGCUAAUCCAGAGGGCGCUAGCCUAGGAGCUAAUCCAGAGGGCGCUAGCCUAGGAGCUAAUCCAGAGGGCGCUAGCCUAGGAGCUGAUCCAAAGGGCGCUAGCAUAGGAGCUAAUCCAAAGGGCGCUAGCCUAGGAGCUAAUCCAGAGGGCGCUAGCCUAGGAGCUAAUCCAGAGGCAGCUAGCCUACCUGCUAAACCAGAGGCAGGGAGCCUGCAUGCUGGUGUUGCGCGGCCCGUCCCGCGAUGGUGCUGCACCGGGCCAUCCACGCGGCGCGCGUCGGUGACCUGGCGGCGCUCAGGGAGCUGGCCGCCGCGGACCACCUGACCCCCGCCAUCAGCGACGCCCAGGGGGCGGGGCUGGCGCACCACGCCGCGCGCUGCGGCCGCCUGGACUGCCUGCGCUUCCUGGUGACGGAGAUGGGGCUGGCGGCGGACGAGCGGGCGCUGAACCGCGCCACGCCCGCCCACGACGCCGCCGCCACCGGGCACGUCAGGGAGCUGCAGUGGCUGGUGGAGCAGGGGGGCUGCGAUCUGGAGGCCCAGGACGCGUCGGGGGCCACGGCGCUGCACCUGGCCGUGCGGUUCGGCUGCCUGGCGGUGGUGGAGUGGCUGUUGGCGGCGGGGGGGCGUCUCAGCGUCCUGGAGACCAACUGUGGGGCGGUGGCCGCCCACUACGCCGCCGCCAAGGGGGACCUGGCCUGCCUGGAGCUGCUGCUGCGCCACUCCCCGGGGUGUGUGAACCUCCAGACGGCUGGGGCCACGCCCCUCUACCUGGCGUGCCAGGAGGGUCACCUGCCCGUGGUGGAGUACCUGGUGCGGGUGGGCGGGGCCAGCACUCACCUGAGGGCCCACGACGGCAUGAGCGUCCUGCACGCCGCCACGCACACAGGACACCACACGCUGGUCGUCUGGCUGGCCACCUUCACCGACCUCAGCCUGUGCUGCCAGGACCGGGAGGGGGCGACCGCGCUGCACUUCGCCGCCAGCAGGGGGCACCGUCGCCUGCUGGAGACGCUGCUCCACCUGGGGUCAAAGGUCACCCGGGACUACUGGGGCGGCACGCCGCUCCACGACGCCGCGGAGAACGGAGAGCUGGAGUGCUGUAAGGUGCUCCUGGCCGGCCUGGCCGACAGCUCUGAGCAGGACAUCGAUGGCUUCACCGCAGCGGACCUGGCCGAGUACAACGGGCAUUAUGACUGCGCUCGCUACCUCCGCAACGUCCAGGCCAACAGCGUCUGCUGCGGGCGCGCCACGCUGGACAGGGAGCCCGCGAGGAGAAGCGCCUUCAACCAGAAGGACUCACAGGUACCUGUAGUGAUCCACAAGGAACCUGUAGUGAUCCACAAGGAACCUGUAGUGAUCCACAAGGAACCUGUAGUGAUCCACAAGGAACCUGUGGUGAUCCACAAGGUACCUGUGGUGAUCCACAAGGUACCUGUGGUGAUCCACAAGGUACCUGCGGUGAUCCACAAGGUACCUGCGGUGAUCCACAAGGUACCUGCGGUGAUCCACAAGGUACCUGCGGUGAUCCACAAGGUACCUGCGGUGAUCCACAAGGUACCUGGUGAUCCACAAGGUACCUGUGUGAUCCACAAGGUACCUGUGGUGAUCCACAAGGUACCUGUGGUGAUCCACAAGGUACCUGCGGUGAUCCACAAGGUACCUGUAGUGAUCCACAAGGUACCUGCGGUGAUCCACAAGGUACCUGUAGUGAUCCACAAGUGUAGUCAACAAACCCAUCCAGGACAUCACUUCAGACCAAGAGGAAGAGGAGGAGGAGGAGGAGAGGAGGAGGGGACGGACACGCCCACAGCGUCCAGGCAGCCAAUCAGAGGAGACUACUACCGCGGCCUGAGCGACCCAUGCAUUGAGAUCCACAGCACUGACACACAGAUGGAGAGGUUAAAGGAACCAGAGAACCUUGAGCCCCCCCAGGCUAAGUACCCGGGCCCCCCUCCUGCCCCGCCCCUCCCCCUGGCCCCGCCCCCACCCUGUGGCCCCGCCCACCCGGAAAGACCACUGCCUCCAGGAUGGAGAAGGUCCACAUCGCCACUCCUGAAGGGGUUCACGCGGGGCCGGCUCUCCGCCCCGGCGGCCCCAGACCAGGAGCAGAGUGAGUCUGCGGCCCCCCGUCUGGGGGCCAACCUGGGCAACAUGAAGUCCAUCACGGCCGUGAAGCAGUCCGGCCUGCAGUCCGGGGUCUUCACCGGACAGGGGCAGAUGGUGGUGCUCCCGACGGAGGAGGCCAACCUGUCGGACAUCGACUACCUGGUGCCCACCCACGACGAGAGGGGGCCCAUCGCGGAGUGGAAGCGACAGGUGAUGGUGAGACAGCUGCAGGCCCGGCUGCUGGACGAGGAGGACCAGAGGAGGAGGGAGAACGGCAGCAGCCGCUACGCCAAGGUGAGCUGGCGCUACUCCCCGGCCCACAACGCCAUCCUGGGCCCGUUCGGCGAGCUGCUGACGGAGGCCGACCUGGUGUACCUGGAGCGGCAGAUCGCCAACGUGGCGCUGCAGAAGAACUGCGAGGGCUACGAGCUGGAGCUGGCGCGGCUGGCCGAGGAGCUGCGCCACAUCCUGCCGGCGCCCAUCGUCAACAUCACCGUCAACACGCAGUUCCGCCACUUCCACAGCAAGGUGCCGCUGCCGCUGUGGUGCGGCCGCAUCUCGGGCAUCGUGCAGAGCAUGUCGCUGCUGCUCAGCAACCUGACGGACCAGCCCUACUGCAAGAUGCCCAACACGGCGCUGGUGUCGGUGUUCUCCGAGGCGCCAGAGCGGGCCACCGGCGCCCGCGGCCGGCGGGAGAUGAUCGAGGACGAGAUCCACCAGUUCGGCGUCUCCGUCGGGAGGCUCAAGUCGAACUUCGAGAGCCAGAGCGCGGCGCCGGGCGACGAGAACGACGCCGUUGACGACGACGAGGAGGCCGUCGCGACGACCAAGUCGGUCACGUUCAGCCUCCCCGCGGCCGACCCCGCCGCCGCGGAGCCGCUGCUGGCUCCGCCCCCACCGCUCAAGGUGCGGGACGGCGCGGUCACCGCGGAGACGGACCACAACAGCGACUCGGGCAUCGACUACGACGAGGCGACGCCGGACGUGAUGGAGACCACCAGCCUGAGGAAGGAGCGCAUCGUGGUCCUCUUCCUCGGCCACUGGAAGAAGUCGGCGUACUCCGUCACACUGAAGAGCCGCGACGCCGCCGAGAGGAAGCUGAACGGCGGGGCGGGGGGCGAGGUCGCGGAGGAGUCGGCCGAAGGUCACGGGGUCACGGCGGAGAUCACCCAGAAGACGAUGAUGGACAGCUCGCUGGGACACUUCUUCAAGCAGCGCGGCGCCGUCAACAAGAUGCUGGGCAACUGGAGGAGCAUGAUCUCCAGCGUGCCGUCCAGGCAGAUACGCAGGCUGCACCGGCAGCAGGCGCUGUACUCCCCGGAGCAGUUCCUGCCGCGCGUGGAGGGCGUGGCGGUGGACUACGACAGCCUCACCCUGGACCUCUUCAUGCUGGGCUACUUCCACAUCCUGGAGCAGGAGCUUCCCGCCGACGAGCGGAAGAUGCGCCACCUGCUGUGCUUUGAGGUGUUCGACCACCUGGGCUCCUUCACCUGGGAGACGGUGCGGGACUUCCACAAGGCCGUCAUCACCGACAUCCAGGGGGGCGCCGAGUGGAAGGACGGCUUCGACGACGUCAAGACCCGCUUCUUCGGGAGCGCGGCGGUGCCCGUGGAGACGCCGGCGCCGGCGGAAGCGGCGGUGGAGAAGCGGGUCCUCCCCGAGGUGCGGCAGGUGCCUCGGGUCAUCGUACAGACCCCCACGCCCGACGAGGGGGUGCAACGGGGCACGGACAUCUCGUCCUUCUCCAACGAGGAGAUCUGUAAAUACAUCGACCGCAGCUUCGCCUUCUGGAAGGAGAAGGAGGCGGAGAUCUUUUACUUUGAGUAGGGAAACUUUUGUGGUUUGGUGGUGGCGACUUUUUUUGUAUGUUUUUUGUAUUUAUUUAUUUACAGAAACAACGACGCUCUUUACAAGAACGUCCCAACAAAAAAAAAGACGAUACUGUGCUUUUGUCCUGAGUGAGUUUUUUGAGAUUGUCUUUUUUUUGUCAUUGCGGAGCAACUCCAUGUUUACAAAAAUAAACGCUCACAAAACACGUCCGACGUCCAUAACUGCUUAUCCCCGUACCCCUCGUUCCCGCCGUUGAACCCCUCCCCUCGCGCCCAGA
This is a messenger RNA of Gadus morhua (Atlantic cod), 4630 nucleotides long. RefSeq names its product espin like a (gene espnla). NCBI's taxonomy places the organism in Eukaryota, Metazoa, Chordata, Actinopteri, Gadiformes, Gadidae. Gene Ontology annotation, molecular function: actin filament binding. Gene Ontology annotation, cellular component: cytoplasm. Gene Ontology annotation, biological process: actin filament bundle assembly. The record is from RefSeq and is a predicted model, not a curated record.